Impatiens glandulifera is the source of this 693-nucleotide messenger RNA. RefSeq lists its product as uncharacterized. Gene Ontology annotation, molecular function: zinc ion binding; nucleic acid binding. Bases 1 to 693 code for a protein of 230 amino acids. NCBI's taxonomy places the organism in Eukaryota, Viridiplantae, Streptophyta, Magnoliopsida, Ericales, Balsaminaceae. The record is from RefSeq and is a predicted model, not a curated record. The transcript has 3 exons.
AUGUCGAACGAUAAUUUGAAAUUCUCUCUACGCUCAAUUUUUGAGAAAAACAAGCUCAAUGAAACGAACUUCCUUGAUUGGGAAAGGAAGGGACGUGAGAACGUCCUAACUACCUCUAUCCCUACUGUGACCGGAACCUCAUCAGAUGAGGAGAAGGCAACAUCAACUCGGGUGAAAACUGAAGCAUUGCCUGUUACUUGCCUCGUGCUAGCUGCAAUGGAGCCUGAAUUGCAAAAGAGGUUUUUGCAUUCUGAUGCUUAUGCUAUCAUAACUGAACUGAAAACGCUGUUUCAGGAUCAGACAAGGAUAAAGCGAUAUGAGACUCACAAGGCUAUACUUGAUAGCAAACUUGUGAAGGGAAAACCAGUGAGUCCUCAUGUGAUUAGUCUGACUGGGCUUUUCAAGAGGAUGGAAAAUCUGGGGACCCCAUAUGACCAAGAGUUGGCCACUGAUAUUAAGAAGGAAGUUUUAAAUGUCAACAAUGAGAAGGGGUUUAAGAAGGUGGCUAAGAAAAAGAACAAUAAUCAAGGGAAAGGCAAGCAAGUUGCCAAACCCAAGGGUGGUGAGAAGCCAAAGAUGGCUGCUGAUCAUGAUUGUUUUUAUUGCAAGGCCAAGGGACACUGGAAAAGAAAUUGUCCCAAGUACCUAGAAGACAAGAAGAACGGGACUGUGAGUUCCACUUCAGGGACUUAG